Messenger RNA from Meyerozyma guilliermondii ATCC 6260, 3132 nucleotides. Its product is annotated as ribosome biosynthesis protein. NCBI's taxonomy places the organism in Eukaryota, Fungi, Ascomycota, Pichiomycetes, Serinales, Debaryomycetaceae. The record is from RefSeq and is a predicted model, not a curated record. The coding region runs from base 1 to 3132 and encodes 1043 amino acids. Gene Ontology annotation, biological process: rRNA acetylation involved in maturation of SSU-rRNA. Gene Ontology annotation, molecular function: tRNA binding; ATP binding; 18S rRNA cytidine N-acetyltransferase activity. The transcript has a single exon. Gene Ontology annotation, cellular component: nucleolus; 90S preribosome.
AUGGGCAAAAAAGCAAUUGAUUCCAGGGUGCCUGCGCUCAUCCGAAAUGGAGUCCAGGAGAAGCAGCGUAGUUUCUUCUUUAUUGUGGGCGACAAGGCCCGUAAUCAGCUUCCUAACUUGCAUUAUUUGAUGAUGAGCGCCGAUUUGAAGAUGAACAAAUCGGUUCUUUGGGCAUACAAAAAGAAGUUAUUGGGGUUCACAUCACAUAGACAAAAGAGAGAAGCCAAGAUAAAGAAGGAUAUCAAGCGUGGGAUUCGAGAUGUCAACGAACAAGAUCCUUUUGAAGCGUUUAUUUCCAACCAACACAUCAGAUAUGUGUAUUAUAAAGAGACAGACAAAAUCUUGGGUAACACUUAUGGAAUGUGCAUCUUGCAAGAUUUCGAAGCACUCACGCCCAACUUGUUGGCUCGUACCAUCGAAACUGUAGAAGGAGGAGGAUUGGUGGUGAUACUUUUAAAGUCGAUGACAUCUUUGAAGCAGUUGUACACCAUGACUAUGGAUAUUCAUUCCAGGUACCGUACCGAAGCCCACGACGAUGUGGUUGCGCGGUUCAAUGAGAGGUUUUUGCUUUCGUUGGGUUCGUGUGAAACCUGUUUGGUGGUGGAUGAUGAAUUGAAUGUGCUCCCAAUUUCCGGCGGUAAGCAUGUCAAACAAUUACCACACAAAGACGAUGAUGAAUUAACUCCCAAUGCACGAGAACUCAAGGAGCUCAAGGAGAGCUUGGUGGACGUUCAGCCUGCUGGAGCCAUGGUUUCAUUGGCAAAAACCAUCAACCAAGCUCAGGCAAUUCUCACUUUUCUAGAUGUCAUUUCCGAAAAAACUUUGAACUCAACUGUUGCUUUGACAGCUGGAAGAGGUCGAGGAAAGUCUGCCGCAUUGGGCAUUGCCAUUGCUGCUGCCGUUUCUCACGAUUAUUCGAAUAUAUUCGUCACUUCUCCAUCGCCUGAAAACUUGAAGACGCUAUUCGAGUUCAUUUUCAAAGGUUUCGACGCCUUAGGAUACACCGAACAUAUGGACUACGAUAUCAUCCAGUCCACAAAUCCUGCUUUUAACAAAGCAAUUGUCCGGGUGGAUAUCAAGAGAGGACAUCGUCAAACCAUCCAGUAUAUUUCUCCCAACGAUAGCCAUGUUUUGGGCCAAGCAGAGCUCUUGAUUAUCGAUGAAGCAGCAGCUAUCCCAUUACCAGUUGUCAAGAGCUUAAUGGGACCUUAUCUUGUGUUCAUGUCUUCGACUAUCAAUGGUUACGAAGGAACUGGUCGUUCGCUUUCAUUGAAGUUGAUCCAACAAUUGAGAGACCAGUCUACUUCCAAAAACAACAACGAUGAAGUGGCUGUGGUUUCAAGAGAUAACAAGGCUAUUGGUACCACCAGUUACAGCAGAACUCUCAAGGAAGUGGUUCUUGAUGAACCUAUUAGGUACGCUCCCGGUGACCCAGUUGAAAAAUGGUUAAACAAAUUGUUGUGCUUGGACGUAAGCUUGUCGAAGAAUGCCAAAUUUGCUACAAAAGGAUGCCCUCACCCAUCGGAAUGUACUUUGUUCUAUGUUAACAGAGAUACACUCUUCUCUUACCACCCAGUCUCAGAGACAUUUUUGCAGAAAAUGAUGGCAUUAUACGUUGCUUCGCAUUACAAGAAUUCUCCCAAUGACUUGCAAUUGAUGAGUGAUGCUCCAGCACAUCAACUAUUCGUGUUGUUACCACCAAUAGAGGAAGGAGACAACAGAAUUCCCGAUCCUCUUUGUGUGGUGCAAGUAGCACUCGAAGGAGAAAUCUCAAAGGAGAGUGUACGGAGAUCUUUAUCUCGUGGACAGAGAGCUGGAGGUGAUUUGAUUCCAUGGUUGGUUUCUCAGCAGUUUCAAGAUGAAGAUUUUGCGUCUCUUUCUGGUGCAAGAGUGGUUCGUAUUGCUACCAAUCCCGAUUAUUCUGGCAUGGGUUAUGGUUCCAGAGCUUUGCAACUUCUUCAAGAUUACUAUGAAGGCAAGUUCACAGAUAUCAGCGAAAGAGAAAUAAAAGAGCACGAGAUCACCAGAAUCACUGAUGACGAGUUGGCGAAUGCAUCUUUGAAAGAUGAAAUCAAGUUGAGAGAUGCCAAGAGCUUACCACCUUUAUUGUUGAAGCUUUCAGAAAAACCACCAUACCAUUUGCAUUACCUCGGAGUAUCUUACGGACUCACACCGCAAUUACACAAGUUUUGGAAAAGAGCAGGAUUUGUUCCAGUUUACUUACGGCAAACAGCCAAUGAGUUGACAGGCGAACAUACUGCAGUUAUGAUCAAUGUUCUUCCAGAUCGUGAAUCGGGUUGGUUAAAUGAGUUUGCCAAAGAUUUCCAUAAGAGAUUUAUUCAGCUUCUCUCCUAUGAAUUCAGAAAGUUUUCUUGCAUUCAAGCACUAAACAUUCUUGAAGCGGUCGAAGCAGCAGGUGCACUCAAAAACUCCUCUCCAUUGACCAAGGCUCAACUUGAUGAAGUUCUCUCUCCUUUUGAUUUGAAGAGAUUGGAUUCGUACGCCAACAACUUGUUGGACUACCAUGUCAUUAUCGAUAUGCUCCCAUUGCUUGCAUCAGUAUACUUUUCUGGAAAAACCAGCGAUCACCUCAACUUGUCUUCUGUCCAGGGAGCAAUUCUUUUGGCUAUUGGGCUCCAAAGAAAGGAUAUCGAUGCUGUUUCGAAAGAAUUGAACUUGCCUUCAAACCAAUCCAUGGCGAUGUUUGCCAAAAUUGUGCGUAAGUUCUCCACUUACUUUAGAGGAAUUUUGAGCCAGUCGAUUGAAGAGUCUAUGCCAGCUUUGGAAGACGAAGACGUUCAAGAAAUGGAAGGUAAGAAAGAGCAUGUUGACUAUGAAGCUAUCGAACAGCAACUUGAAGAUGAUCUCGAGGAGGCCGGUAAUGACGCUGUCAAUGAAUUAAAGUUGAAGCAACGAGAACUCAUUAAUAAUCUCAACUUGAACAAGUAUGCAAUUGCUGACGACGAAGACUGGGAAGCAGCUGGAAAUGCUGUGACCAAGGCAGCUAAAGGUAAGGGAGUUGUGAGCAUUAAAAACAAGAAAGUUUCAAAGAGAAAGGGAGAGAGUGCUUCGAGCAUUUACGAGCAGGAGAUGAAAGAGUUGAAGAAGCAGAAGAAGAAGUCGAAAAAGUAG